GGUGUCUCUCUUGCUCCACCAUCAUUUCCCCAAUGCACACACGCUCAUACACCCAUACACACUUCUCUCUCUCUCUCGAUCACACUCUCUCUCUCUUCACACCCGGAUGGAUGACUUCACCGCUCUGCCUGGGUUUCCUUUAUGAUCCCGGGAUCUCCCACUUCCCUCGCCAGACAUCAGCCAGCACCACAAGCGAACGGAUCUCUCCCUGCACACUCACACACUCUGCCUCUGUCUGCAGCCACAUCUCAUCCAGAGACCUCAGCACACCUACAGAAGACCCCCAGCAAGGAGAGACGCACACCAACAGCUCCAACUUGCACAAAAAAAGGAGGAUCUACAGCUCCUACAACAAGGAAGACUGCUUUUAUUCCCCUUUUUUCCUUGCUGGUGAUUUUAUUCCAGUCUCUGUGCCACGAUGUCUGAGGUGCUGCCAUACAACGAGGGCAAAAUGAACGGCUAUGGGGCAGACAGUGAGGUCAGUCAGAUGUCCUUUAGCUGUGGACUGCAGGACACAAGCGCCUUUUUUGCUGCGUCGCAGGCGAAAAGACCCCCGAAGCUCGGACAGAUCGGCCGAGCCAAGCGAGUGGUCAUCGAGGACGACCGAAUAGACGAGGUCCUGAAGGGGAUGACGGACAAAUCGUCACCCGGCGUUUAAAGUGUCAUCAAUGCCWUGUAGACUUUUUUAAUUUCCGAUCACCGAUUUGAAGCACUUGACGGCCGUGCAUGUUCGAGGAUUGCAGGAGAAAAACGGCAGCUCGAAAGCGUUGGCAGAAGGAUGAUGGCAAUGGGAAGGAGGAGGGAAGGAGUGUGAGGAGGAGAGAGGUGACGAUGGACUCUUGAGGGAAUUUUUUUUUUAAAAAGACCAAGAUUUAUGGUGGGAUUGCUGGCAAUUCUCCAAACCGAAUCCCGAUUUUUUAAGCGCCGGUGCGCAGUGGGAUGUUGAGAUGGCCGAUACACGGCUCUGUAUCUCAACCUCCGCUAGCUUAAAACGAUGGAUGAACUUGUCAUUUCUUCACAACCAUCUCUUUCUGGUAAACAAAAUGAAAGAACUAAAGCGCUGUAAGCAACCAGACACUGCAAAUAGAAGGUGAAGCAGCCCUAUUUCAAUAAGUUGUACAGUAGCUAUAAGCUCCCAGUCGCCCAUCCCUCCUCAAAUCCUUUAGGCUUUGCUUUGUUGAUCCAGUCAGCAACGGCGCAUUUAAAGGGAGCUGUCUUUUCAGCACUGGUCCAAUGCAUUCCUGUUGCUGCUAAUGCUUUAUUUWAAAAAAGACAGACCAACCAAAUGCUCCAAUUAACUAGAGGAGACUCAUUCAUUGUAUGUAUAAAAGCAUAUAUCCGAGGAUGGUGCAAUGUUGAUAACUUCUGUAGUAAAAAUUCUUGUUUGUUUGAGCACCUGAGCAGCAUUAGGCCACAGAUGAAACCAGGCUAUAUUCUUCUUCUUCUUCUUGUAUUACCCAUCAGUGGUUAUGGUCCAGGCUGGCCCCUUCAUGUAGCUGAUUUGCACCUGCACAUAUCUUUAUUUUUUUUGUUUUCACCCUUUUCUUUCUUUUUAUUUCCAAAUGUCAACAAGAAGCCAGCAGCAACGUGAAAAUUCUAGUCCAUGUUUUAAAUAUUAGUCCUAAAACUGGUGGGGGGAAAAGCAUUUUUCUUUCAUUUUUCUUUGGAGAUUAUUUGUGUUUGUAUGAAUUCAGAAUUUUUUCCUCCAUUUUGCAUGAACUGUCCUCCUGGUGCCAACACAUGUGCCACCCACUCCUACCCUGGCACGCUUCUUUUUAACAAAAGUCAUAUUUGUAUUUUUAUAUCUAAAUAUUUGUUAUUUAAAUUAAAUUAUAUGCUAGUCUACCGUCUUAUAAUUCAUCAACACAAGUAUUUGUAUUUCAGAGUGGGUAUAUUGACUGAGAUUGGGUUUAUUACUUGGGGGGAAUCCAAGAUUUCAGCUUGGACUGGUCUCGUUCUAUAUCACAGGUCAGGCUUUUUUUUUAAAGACUAACUGAAUGUGUUCGAGUUGUUUUGCACACAUCAAUGUUAAACUAUUAUUAAGAAAUCGUAUACUGUGAGUUAAGCUUCAUUGAUGAAUUUGUUAGAAAAUGGCAGUUUUAAAGUAUAUUGCACUGUUUACGAGUAUCCGCAAAUAACACGUUGUUAUUUGACCUAUUUUGGAACAUUACUGGGUUUAUUUUUCCCUUAAUUAUUUUUAUUUUGUACCAUAAUUUUCAGAAAAUGGUUUGUUGUGCAUGAAACCUUAAUAUUUUCAGUAAAAACAACAACAUUGUUUUAUGAAGCAAAAAAGCAACAAAAUGUCAUGACAUUCUAAGAAUGAGUCAUUGUAUAUUAUGAUGCCAUUUUCACUGUAUUUGGUGAAUUAAUAAAUGGUGACAGAAAAUGUUAA
Austrofundulus limnaeus is the source of this 2392-nucleotide messenger RNA. RefSeq names its product calcium/calmodulin-dependent protein kinase II inhibitor 2a (gene camk2n2a). Gene Ontology annotation, molecular function: calcium-dependent protein kinase inhibitor activity; protein kinase binding. The coding region runs from base 419 to 658 and encodes 79 amino acids. The transcript has 2 exons. The record is from RefSeq and is a predicted model, not a curated record. Gene Ontology annotation, biological process: negative regulation of protein kinase activity. NCBI's taxonomy places the organism in Eukaryota, Metazoa, Chordata, Actinopteri, Cyprinodontiformes, Rivulidae.